AUGUUAUUACACCGAAUGCCCCUGUUCGCAUGGGCUGUGUUGGUGACAGCCGUUCUGUUGUUAUUAUCCUUACCAGUGCUUGCGGGUGGACUUUUAAUUGCGCCCGCUUUAAAUUCGGCUAUAUGCUGGGAAAACUCCAUAAUGAAUUUGAGUCAAUCAGCAGGAAACCAAUUAUCAGGGGUAUUUGGAAUCCUCAGAGACUAUACGCCGGAGCUCAUGUACUAUAUGAUGUUUUCAUUACCCUUGGUCCCAUGUAGACCAAAUUAUCAUGCAAAAUUUGCUUCUUAUUUAGCGGGUCUAAUUGAAGGAGAUGGUUCCAUAAUAACUCCUUUAACCGAAAGGGAUAAUAAGGGUAGAAUGAAAUAUCCUUCAAUUCAAAUCACUUUUAAUGCAAAAGAUGUACCAUUAGCUUUAAUCAUUCAAAAAACACUUGGGUGUGGUUCUAUAUCAAAAAAAAAAGGUUCAAGAGCCUAUACAUUGACGAUUGGUAAUUAUCAGGGUUUGAUUUUAGUAGUAAAAUCAAUUAAUGGUUUAAUGAGAACUCCUAAAAUCAAUGCAUUAUAUAGAUUAAUAGACCAUUUAAAUGCUAAAGAGGAAAAGAUUCAAAAACUCCCUUUAGAUGAUAGUCCUAUCAAUUCUAAUGGUUGGUUAUCAGGGUUCAUCGAUGCAGAUGGGCAUUUUUCAAUUAGAGCCACUGAAGCUGGUAAAUAUCCUGCCAGAGUAGAAUGUAAAUUCGAGCUUGUGGAGCGACAAUCAGAUAUAAGUGGUGGUAAUAUGUUUGGUAUCUUAUCAAAAAUAGCAGAUUUUUUAUGCUCAGUAGUAAAAGAAACAACAGUUUCUACUAAAACUCCACAGUUUAGAGUAAGAACCACUAGUGUUAAUGCGAAUUAUCAAUUAAUGAACUAUUUAACCGAUUAUCCUUUAUUUAGCAGUCAGUAUUUGGAUUAUUUAGUUUGGUCGGAUGUUGUAAAGAUGUUUAAUAAAGGUGAACAUAAAUCACAACAAGCAGGAGCAGGAGGACUUUUGAGACAGAAUGUCAUGCCUGUAAAAGGAGUAGAUCAAGCUAAAGGAGAAGAUUUUCCAGCACACAGUGAAAUUAGGAAGCUCACUAAAUCCUGA
This is a messenger RNA of Entrophospora candida, 1119 nucleotides long. NCBI's taxonomy places the organism in Eukaryota, Fungi, Glomeromycota, Glomeromycetes, Entrophosporales, Entrophosporaceae. The record is from the annotation of a GenBank genome assembly.